Pelobates cultripes (western spadefoot toad) is the source of this 10718-nucleotide messenger RNA. Lineage: Eukaryota; Metazoa; Chordata; Amphibia; Anura; Pelobatidae. The record is from the annotation of a GenBank genome assembly.
AUUUAUCAACAAGGCUGUCUUGCCUCACAUCCUAAAUAGCCAGGCAGUGUUUGAUUUUUACUUUUGGUUGAUUGGAAACAGAUUAAGGAUGAAAUAUUUGAGGAAACUGAAAAGAACUUCAGAUUGCAAGAGAGGCUGAUCAAGUCAUUUAUCCGGGAUCUUUCUGUGUAUCUUCAGCAUAUACGGGUAAGACAUUUCCUUCAAGGCAAAGAAUGAGCACUACAAGUGAAUGUAGUAAGCACACACGCCUUCUUCUUGAUCUAUUCUUGUCUAGAGGGGUUUAAUUCUUUAUUUUCGUUUUCCAUAUUCCUAAACAAUUAUCCUAUUUAGAACUUUCAUAAAAGGAUAUUAUUAAACUGUGACCCUCCAACUAUAGCUCUAGUGUAUGCGCAUUCAUGGAGCGAGCAGGUUUCAAACCAGUUAUUAGCUAUUAUUAGCAAACAGACUCUCGCACACUGGCCUAAGGCAAGGGCAUUCAAAUGUUACGACAAGUAACGUUAAUGUUAUAGGAGAAUGGUUUAUUAUUAGUCAUGGAAGGUUCACUUAAAUGUCAGAAACACCUAACAUUACUUGGUGUCCAUUUAAAAGAAUAGAAUUUUGUCUAUGCAUUGAGUUUACAGAUACAUAAAUAAAAAGGUAACUCUAAGUUUGUUUCCUCCUUUAGUGUUACUGCUGUUGUGCCAUUGUCAUUGCAGUAAACAAUACAAAUUUUUACAUUAAAGGCAGCUACAUAUGUAAAUGCUUCCCAUAACACCUGGGCACUCCACUGUGUGCGGUAGAAGAAAACUUUACGUAAAUGUAUUAUUUUAAUAUAUACACUUGACGGCAAUUUGACCAGCCAAGUGUAUUGAUUAAAUAAAUACUUACCUUAAUGGGUAUUUGUCGUCUAUGUGAUUUUUGUCAAUGACCGCAAAAAUUGAAUAAAAGCAAGCACCUGGUUUAGAACUAUAUGGAGUUUGUUUUUGCAAGUCUAGUAGGUUAUGGGUUUUAUAGAUUCAUUAUAAUGUGAGAUGAAAUCAUGCUCUUUUUUUAAUUAAUAUUUUAACAAGAUUCUAUUAUGGUAUUAAAUAUGCGUCUAAUUUCUGGAAUUAAAUGGGUAACUUCUACCUGAUUUUUCGUGACAGUGCCUAGAUAUAUGUAAAACUAAUCAAAUUCAUUAUAAAAUAAAAAUAAAAAUUCUCCUUGCAUCUGAACAUCACAUCUUCAAAAUAUAGUGAAUACCUAUACGGCAAUUAGAAUUAUGUUAUCAUGUAAAAAAAAAUGAAAUUUAAUUGAAAUUUUGGGGGAACACUCAGCAAAGAAUGAUUUGGAUAUUUUCUACAGAAUAUCUUAAUUUUUUUUUAUUUUUUUUUAUGAUUUUUUAUAAUAAUUGGUUAUUAUAAGCUGUGUUUUAUUUUGGGCAUGGGGUAGGGAUUCCCUUCAAAUGUAUACUAAAUUAAGCCCUACUCAAUUGCAAUCACUGACUCUGGAACCAUUUUGUUUCCAGGUAAUCUUCUCUGAUAAAGGCCUCAAUUUUAAUAUUUUUGGAUAAGCCUCCAGCAGAUAUUACUAGCCAUUCUUUCCUUGUGUGUUUUUCAGGAAGCUGCUUGUGUUAAAGUGCUGGCUGCCAUGAGUAUGUGGGAUUUAUAUGCAGACAAAGGAACCAGCGACCUGGAUAAAUUUCAGAAAGCCCAUCGACACAUCAGCGAGAAGCUUUUCACGGACUUUGUGAGUGGUCCCAUUCAUUCCUGUGUGCUUCGUACCUGAUAACUGGUUAAUGAUUUGUUGCAAACAAUGACCUUUAAUCGAUGAACAUAACCAUACACAUCUAUGUAGAUUACAAUUCAUAACAGAUAGGAUGACUUGUUCUUAUCUAUUUUAUGGUACAGUAACGAUCUUCGUUCAGGUGUGGCUGCAAGCAGGAAUUUUUAUAAAUUUCCUUUUUUUUUAUGACUUUAAAACAACAUGUUUAACCUCUUAAGGACCAAACUUCUGGAAUAAAAUGGAAUCAUGACAUGUCACACAUGUCAUGUGUCCUUAAGGGGUUAAAGAAUCCUACAUACUAAUGAGCUGAGAGUAAUGUGUUUACAUAUAGAUUAAUGCCCUAACCUAUAUAGUGGAUUAAUACCUGUGCAUUCACAAAUCACAACGUACUGACAUUGUUUUUUUUUUUUUUUUUUUAUGGUAGACCAUGUUCAGGUCUUGCUUAAUCUACUUCCUGCUAUUUAUUUUAUUUUUUUCAAACUGCAUUUCAUAAGCUGGUCAAAGUCUUAAUAUGUUUACAAUUACAUACUAGAUUAUGAAAAAUAAGAAGCAUAGCUCAAGCGCCCAAAAUAUUACUGUAUUAAAUCUACCAAUGUUCUGACCAAAUUUAAAGGGGAAAUCAAGUACCAGAACCAUUACAGCUUAUUGUAGUGGAUGUGAUGCUGUAACAUGUUUUAUUUAAUUAAAUUUUUUGCGCUAUAAUCCCUCCAAUGCGCAAUUAUUCUAUUUAUAAAACAUUUACGUUUUAAAUUUUUUUAGAAUGAAAACAAACGUAAAUUCGUUUUUCUCAUUUACAGAAAGAGAGGACGGAGAAGUUGGUCAUAUCUCCUCUUAACCAGCUUCUUACAAUGUUUGCUGGGCCUCACAAGUUGGUCCAGAAGCGGUUCGACAAACUCCUGGAUUUCCACAAUUGCACAGAACGAGCGGAGAAGCUGAAAGACAAGAGGACUCUGGAGGAGCUGCAGUCAGCAAGAAAUAACUAUGAAGCUCUGAAUGCCCAGUUACUCGAUGAGCUGCCCAAAUUUCAUAAUUACGCCAAGGAACUGUUUGCCAGUUGCGUGCGUGGGUAUGCCAACGCUCACUGUGAUUUUGUGAAACUUGCUUUGGAAGAGUUGAAACCUCUCCUUAUGGUGAGCUACAAAAUAAAUAAAUGUAUAUAAUUGUUAUAUUCAUGGGGGGUGGGGGGGGAAAUCUUUCUGCAAGCCCAAUGUUGUCUGCAAAAACAAAAAAUUUUGGGUAAAUAAAAAUAAUUCAGAAGUACUUAUGCAAAAUAAUGGAAAUGCCUUUCUAAUAGAGUAGAAACAGACCACAAAUGCAUGCGCAGUUGGUCAUCGCAGCGGUGUACAGACACAUUCUGCAUAUUGUGACUUUUCUAAGGCUGCUGAAUAUAUCUCAGAAGUUCCAGCGGCAAGCAGAGUUUCAUGGGACUUGUGUUGAUCUCUCUUUAUAAGCGAUCAUUUGUUGGCCAGUCUAGGCUAUUCUGUAGUCACUGCAGACAUCGCUUUAAAUCAUAGGUGUUUGUGUGAGGAACCUAAAAUGAGAUUAGUAUUUCAGAAUAUUUUUUACAUUUUUUUUUGCUUGUGUUUUUGUAUGUUUUAAAGGUUUGUUAGUGCAACCCUGUUGUGUUACUUUUAAUAUUAUUUGCCUGGGCGGUGGUUACAAUUGUUAUUAAAAUCAGAAAAAUAUUUUUAUAAUAAUCAAAAAUAGUUACACAUAAAAUCAAUCUGUUUUCCCCAGCACAAUCAGGUCUGAGUAAUGUAUUUCUGAUUUCAGCUUCUAGGAAUAGGCAGCAGAGAGGGGAAUAUCGUUUCCAUCUUCCAGGAGGAACACGGCAAGGUUCUACAACAGCUUCAGCUCUUUACCUUCUUCCCUGAAAAUCCUCCCCCUGCCAAAAAACCAUUUGAAAGGAAAACAAUAGAACGUCAGUCUGCGAGGAAGACUGUCCCAAGCCCAGUAAGUUGCAUGUUUUCUAUGUGAGUGAUACAUCCAAUAAUAUUCUAUUUAAUUUAACCAGAAAGAGGACGGAUAACUUGGAUAGAUGGACAGCCUCAAACUAGUGCCUAUUUGUCCUUAUUAUGUUUACUUGUAAUAUUUUGAUCAACAUAUAACCAACACUUUCUGGAGACUGGACAUGCAUUUUCUUUUUUACCUUUUGAGCACCAGAGGAGUCAGAGAUCUCUUACAAACGAAGAUCCACUGUCUGAUUAAGCAGAAUCAACACAAAUAAGAAUUCCAUUAAAGGACCUGCCAGGAAGAUUCUUUUAGCGUUUGAUGGUUUUCAAGUAUAUACUUGACUACAAGUGUUAAGAUUUAUCAACUUUAAAGGGACACUAUAGUCACCCGAACAACUACAGCUUAAUCUAUAGCCCCUGCAGGCAUUUUCAUGUAAACACUGCUUUUUCAGCACUGAUGUUCAGCGUCUCCAUGCUCUGCAUGGAGGUGCUGAAUGCUCCAAAGAGAGAUGCAUUGAGUCAGUGCAUCUCUGUGAGGAGAUGCCGAUUGGUGCAGAGCGACAUUUUUAAGUUUAUGUGAGGUAUCCUCCCAAUGCUUCAGUAAGGGAAAGCAUUGGAUUGGCUGAGAGCAUCAGUUCUGAUGAUCUCAUCCAAGUGGGUGGAGCCAGCGCUAGCAGACCCACACGGCACUGGAAUAAAAGCAAGUUUAAACUAUGUUUACAAAAAUGCAUGUGUAUUCCUCACCCUAUAGUGUUCCUUUAUCAGAUAAAAAAGGUUGAGAGAGUUAAAGGUGCUGGCCAUUGAGUAGAAGAGAAAUAUUCCUCAUAAUACAAUUUUUUUUCCUCCCUACUCUCUAGUCCAAGUACAUACCUCAGUUGGAUGAACAUAGAGUAGCUCUGCUUGCAAGAUACCCUCCAGAAAAACUCUACCAGGCAGAUCGCAACUUUAAUGCUGCUCAGGAUUUGGAUGUGUCAGUCUUGGAAGGUGACCUUGUUGGAGUAAUUAAACAGCAAGAUCCAAUGGGCAGCCAGAACCGAUGGCUCAUAGACAAUGGAGGUAAGAUUUAUUUACAUAUUUUUUUAUUAUUAUGCAUAAAUGAUGUUGAUAACCAAAAGAACCAACAAUAUGUGAGCGCUGUAGAAUAUAACGCGUUCAGUAUGGAGCAGGGUCGGACUGGGAAAAAAAUUAGGCCCGGGCAUUUUUCAAUUAGAGCGGCCCCCCAAGAAGGGGGCGGGGCCAGAGACGGUGUGUUUUGUCAUCACUAAUGACAAGUACACCCGCUCUGAAAGUGAGCAUGUUGGUUCAAUGCGCAGAGCCCCGCUGAAGAGCUCUAGCAUUAGAAAAAGGCCCUGUAUUUGUUCUGCGCAGCGCAAGCAAAUGUAAUGACAUGCUUGCGCUGUGUUUGCUUUUAAAUUGUCUCUGGUGUCUCCACAAGUGGGAUACCAGAGGACAAAAGGGCCAGGAAAGUGUAUGGUGCAUGUGUUUGGCGCAUGCUUGUGGGAUUGCCUGUGUGUAGAGUGUGGUGUGUAAAUAGGUCAAUUUUGUGGUGUAAUAUGUGUGGCUAGGGGCUGUAGAGAUAGCGUGUAUAGGGGCAUAGUGUUAUAGGGGAUGUAGCGAGUGAGUGCAUAGAGGCAGUAGUGUGUGUGUAUAGGUGACGUAGUGUGUGUCACUUAUACACACACACUACUGUGAGUAGAGAGGGUGUGUUUAGAGAAUGUUGUAUGUGUUUGCUUACAAGGAAUGUAGUGUGAGUGUAGGUGGUGCAGUGUGUGUGUAAGAGAUCUAGUGUGUAAAGGACCCAGAGUGUGUAUAGAAGAUUGUGUGUGUGUGUGUGUGUGUGUGUGUAGAGGAUUAAGAGUGCAUAUAGGGUAAGGGAUCUAGCGUGUAUCUGGAGCGUAUUGUGUGUAGUGGUGCAGUGUGAGCGGUGCUGUAGUGUGUGUGUGUGUGUGUGUAUAUAUAUAAUAAUAAUAAUAAUAAUAAUAAUAUAUAUAUAUAUUUGGACGUAUUGUAUGUGUGAGGUGCGCAGCGUGUUUGUGUAAGAGGAGUGCUGUGUGUGAGGGUGUUUUUAUCUGCCGUCACAUUCUGGGUUUCUAAUUUUAUUUGUCUGUUAACUCACUGAGGGUUAUUUUAUAUAAUAUAUAUGUGCUGUAUAUGUGUGGGAGUGAGGGUGCUGUCUGUCUGAGGGUGCUGUGUGCGUCUGGGGGUGGCUGUGUGCGUCUGGGGGUGGCUGCGUGCGUCUGGGGGUGCUGUGUGUGUCUGGGGGGGCUGUUAGGGAAAUUAUUUUAAAUAUAUAUUUGUUUUAUUAAUAAUAAAAAAAAAAAAAGUUAUGCCUUUUUAUGCCUUCUUUGAUCUCCCCACCGGCCCAUGAAGGCACACAGCAGGGCCGGCGCUCGGGUAGCGCUGGCCCUGUACGGGCUGGCAGGGGAGAUCCUGUGAUCUCCCCUGCCGGCCUCUGCCCACGGCCAUCGCGGCCCACCGGGCAUUUGCCCGGUAUGCCCAAUGGCCAGUCUGGGUCUGGUAUGGAGGCACUCAACCACAGUGAUACAAAAGUAUACACCGAAUACAGACAAAUGUUUACAAAAAAGAGUGCGCUAAACUGACAGAACAGAUCUGUAAAUACAAAAACACAUAGAAUAGUGCAGACUAUCUGGACCAGAAAAUAUUUAAUAUGGGGGUUUCGGGGAAAAAAAACUCACAUUUAGCAGAGCCAUAUCACCCCUGGCUCUGGGUUUGCAUUGCUCCACUUGAAAGGGAAGACUCCCACACUGAAUAGACUCCAAGUAGAGUGCUCACUGGAAGCUGGUAGUACUGUAGGACCUGCCUCUCUAUGUCCUAUAUUGCACAGUACUACCAGCUUCAAGUGAGCACACCACUUGGAGUCUAUUCAGUGAGGAGCCCCACUCAAGAGGAGCAUUGCAAACCCAGAGCCAGGGGUGAUAGGGCUCUGGUAAAUGUGAGUUUUUUUUCCCCCCACACUCUCAUAUUACAUAUUUUCUGGUCCAGAUAGUCUGCAGUAUUCAAUGUGUUUUUGUAUUUACAGAUGUUGAUAACCAAACUAAAAAAAUGUAAAUAAAAUAGACCAGUUGGAUAUGUUUUGCAAUACUGCCAUUUACAGCAUCACCCAUAAUGUAAAAUCUCCUGGAUAGGGGUUUAUUGUGUAUGCAAAGGGCUCCCUUUUCAAAACGACUGGACCAGUAGUAGAUCCCGACUAAAGUGUCCCCACAGUACACAGCAAACGUAUAAACUGAUUGUGAUCAUUCCGUCCAUAACCAGUUAUUUUUUUCUUUUCUUUUCUCCAGUCACGAAAGGUUUCGUUUACAGCUCUUUUUUGAAGCCAUAUAAUCCCCGGCGCAGUCACUCAGAUGCAUCCAUCGGCAGCCAAUCUUCCACUGAAUCUGGCUACGGUGGCUCCUCUCCAAACUUCUCCAGACAGAAUAGCAAUAGCACUUUAACAUUCAACCAGAACAACUCCUCAGUGAGCUUCAGUGCAAAAUCCAAUACAGAUUCCUCUCCCCCAGGUAGUAUCCUACCUUUGUCCAAACCCGCUCAAGCUGACUUCAAUUUGUCUACAAGGAGCUGUGAAACAGACUGUGCCCUUCCGCUACCAACAAGUGACCGGGGACCAAGCAGUUCUAGAGAAAACAUGGUUGCCACGGAGACUGUUCAACAGAUGAAGCACACAGAGGCCAGUCGCCGAGGCAGCCAGCCUGAAAAUGGGAAUAAUGCUACAUUACAAAACAAUGGAGAAAAAGGUCGUGUAUCAGAUGGUUCUAACAUUUAUCGAAAGAAAGCCAACUACCCCCUGUCUGUUGAUUUGGAGGAAGAUAGCGGUGAAGGAAACCAGGUAAGACACAGAAUAAUUGAUUCUUGAUUGGCAGUCCAACAUGAAUAUAAUUCAAAACAGAAUUUCCACAAGCAUUCUAUAAAACUAGUUCUAGAAUACCCUAAGAGCAACCAUUGCUACCUUGGCACUUCGGAAGGCUGGCUCUGUCUCAUAGGGAAAUGUAGUUCACAUGGAACUUACAUCCCAAGGCUAAACAUCACUGCCAUACACUAGUUAAUUAAGUUAAUUAAAUCAUCAAUACUGCGUGUGAACUUUCGUGUAACACAGAAUCAAUAUGGUGGUUUUGAGGCUGUAGAAUGGAUAUGUAUUUUCGCAUUCAAGUUUAUUUUCUUUGAAUUGGGAUAGACACACAAGCAGAAGAGUGUUCACUUCACUCUUAUCUAGACCAUGGUGGUUCUCCGUUCCAGUACCACUACUUCUCACUGCAGUGGUUAUGGUGCCAAGAUAGAAUGAUUUAGUUGAUGUGGCUAAAUCUAGCACUCGCAGAAUAUCAUUGUUGCCCAAAGUUGGACACAUGAAUGUUGAGGUCCACUUUCAUAUUGGUUGGGUAGAUACAGACUGAUAGGACUGCAGCCACAGAAUAUUAGCAACAUAACUAUUGCAAUGAGCUGUAGUAUUUUGGGUGUUUAGAAAGUCCAUUUUAUAUAUUUUCUUAACUUUGCCAUAAUCCUUGUUUUCUCCCAAAUCCUCACCUAUGUCAAAUUGAGUAUCUUCUUGUUGAAUCCUAAUCACUCUUAUUUCCUGCCUCUCUCCUUUAUCCAUCCUCCUUCCCAUUUGUAAACAUUUUUCUGAUAAAAAAUUGUAAGACAAGGUACAAGGUCCAUUUGUACACCAUCCUUGUCUUUGGUCUUAUUUAUUAAAUACAUUUUACCGGGAGUCUGGCAGACUUUUAAGUCUAUUUUUUUUCCAUUGCAGGUGUAUUAUGCCGUAUAUACAUUUGAAGCCCGCUCUCCCAAUGAACUUUCAGUUUCAGCUAAUCAGAAACUUAAAAUUCUGGAAUUCAGAGACAUGAAUGGGAACUCUGAAUGGUGGUUGGCUGAAGCAGGAGGAAAAAGAGGCUACGUGCCAUCAAGCUACAUCCGUAAAACAGAGUACACGUGAAAUUAAAUACAGGCCCUGGACAUUUUUAUUCCAUUGUUUGGAAUGGAAACACUUUUGUGCCUUUUCUGGGAUGAAUUUUCUUGACAUUUCUGCUGAAAUAACGAACAAUAUUUAUGAUGGAUGAGUCUUUAAGCAAGCAGACUUAGAUCAGGCAGCUUGUAUGCCCAUGCUGAAUCUGAGAGUAUUUUGAGGUUUCGUGCAGUUUUGGGUUGGGCACAUUGUUAAGGCACAUUAUAGCACUAUGGAUGUUCUCUUAGUUUGGUCCAACUCUUUCAUUGGGUGGGUUGUUGACCACAUUGAAUUUUGUACUGGUGGACCUGUAUCCUAAUAAAAUAAUAAUGACAAGGGGACUGAUUUGUUCUGCUUUAUUAUGAAAUAGAGAAGCAAAACAUGGAAUGUUGAUAAAUUUGGUCAGUAAGAUGAGGCAUUCCUCUGAAGCUUUUCCACCCUUUUAUUUUUAAAAAGAGUAUCAAUGUUUAAAAUUAGUGUUUCACUUUCUGGACAAAGCGUUCUCUGCUCACCCUUGGGAGAUCUAAAUAGCAGUCUUACACAUCUAAACUUUGGAAUGGCAAGUGAUGUGCUGUAGAAUAAUAUUUUUAUUCUGCCUGUUAAAAUUAACUUAAUAUUUUUAGUUGCCAUAACAUUAAACUGAUUGGGUUUUUCGCAAAACAUUUGCUCAGCAACAUUAAAUUUUUAUUUUUUGGGGGGGGUUUAAAUUUUGUGGUUUCCUUUAUUGUCAUUAUGCCAAUAACCAUUACUGAAGCUUAAAUCAACAAUGCUAUUAAUUCAAGUAAUAUGUUUAUCCAGGACAUUUUCUUCUACUUGUCAUUCUUAUUACUUCUAUGUGUGCUGCUGAUCAGAAAACCCAACAGUAUUUCUUUCAUAGACCAUUUUUAAUUUAAUAGUAUGUUUAUGCAGCAAACAAUAGUGUUGCGAAAUCUGGGCCGAAAUGUGGUGCAUAGUUUAAGUUUUUUAAGGCCUACAUUUUGCAACAGUAUUGAUAACUCACUGUUUGGUUAAUAAAGUCCAAAUAUUUUGAGCAGCACAGAAAUUUUGUACCAGCCCUUCCCAAUACAUUAAUUUGUGAUCUUAAUGGUUGGCUAUACCUAGGUUUGCUAGAUUUUACAACGUUUUCUGAACAUGUUUAACUUUUUCAUGGUGAUGGGCAACACAUGAAACAUAUUACCCUUCAGUCUUCUAACAACACUAUUCAUACAUAUCAUUUAAAUAGAUCUAGCUAGUUGUCUAUUAAUGAGUCAAGGUGGGAUUUUCAAAGAACUGAUGGAUCAAUUCCCAUCUUCCACGUGUGAAUACUGCACUCUUAGGGAUAGUAAUUUCAUUUGCUGCCUAUGAUCAUGAAUAUGAUUUACUACAGACCUGACUUUCAUUUAAAAAAUAUAUAUAUAUUUUUAAUUAGCUGCCAUAAUUAUUGAAAAAGCCCUUUCUGUACCUAAAAAUCUUCCAUCACAAAAAGUGAAACCCUUGUGUCUAAUUAGAAAGAAGUGACUGAUUACACUACACAUGGACGAACGUUGAAUACUAAGCAGAAAAUCCGACUGCUUUGUUCUUACGUUCAGUUGUUUUUGUAUAUUGACUGGCUCCUUCUCACAUCCCUAGCGUCUUGCAAGGGGUCAGGCAACAAACUUUUUGUAAAGCAUAUCAAUUCCUAUGAAAUGAUUAUACUAUGUAUAUACUAUGUGUAUUAAACAAAUGGCAACUUGUACCAAGUAUAGAUCAAAACGAGUCGAACUACUGAUGUGAUGGGGUUAGAGAUGUAACAUUUCUUGUUUUUAUAAAGUCAGUAGCUGAAUAUUUUAUUUCUUAGACAUAAAUGUUAUUAAAACUUAACCGUUGCACUUUGUUUUCUAAUAGGCACAUUCUUAGAAUAUACAGGUUACCUUUUUUGACUUUAAAUCUCUUAGAACAAAAACCCUAUUGUGUCUUCUUAUAUUUUUAUAUCUUUCUUUCUGCAGAGGAAUGAAAUUUAACUUUUUGGCAGGAGGUUCAUUGAGAAUAGGCAGGUCCACCAUAUUGUGAAAUGCUACAAAACACCAAUAAACCUCACAUCUUCUUAAUAA